This is a messenger RNA of Notolabrus celidotus (New Zealand spotty), 1204 nucleotides long. Its product is annotated as calcium-dependent secretion activator 2-like. Lineage: Eukaryota; Metazoa; Chordata; Actinopteri; Labriformes; Labridae. The annotation marks the transcript as partial. Gene Ontology annotation, biological process: positive regulation of exocytosis; dense core granule exocytosis; synaptic vesicle exocytosis. Gene Ontology annotation, cellular component: glutamatergic synapse. The record is from RefSeq and is a predicted model, not a curated record. The transcript has 12 exons.
GUACUGCUUUCCCUUUGGACGACCAGAUGGGGCCCUGAAGGCAACGCUCUCCCUGCAGGAACGGGUUCUGAUGAAGGACAUCACCACACCCGUCCCCCCGGAUGAGAUGAAGAAACUGGUGCAGAAGUGUUUGGAAAAAGCCGCAAAAAUCAACUACAGCCAGCUGAUGGAGUACGCUCAGAUCAAAGUGGACGCUCAGGCGGCUCCAGAGAAGAGACUGGAGGACAUGCUGCGUCUGGGAGAGCUGAGCAUCGAGGUGCUGCAGCAGAACGAGGAGCAUCACUCAGAGGCUUUCUCGUGGUGGCCGGAGCUGAUGGCCGAGCACGCCGAGACCUUCCUGUCCCUGUACAGAGCCGACAUGGACGCCGCUCUGCAGGUCCAGCCUGUGGACUCCUGGGACAGCUUCCCUUUAUUCCAGCUCCACAACAACUUCCUGCGGACGGACCCUCACCUGUGCAACGGGCCGUUCCACAAACACCUGCAGGACCUGUUCGUCCCCCUGGUGGUGCGCUACAUCGACCUGAUGGAGUCGUCCAUCGCUCAGUCCAUCCACCGAGGCUUCGAGCAGGAGACCUGGCAGUCUGUGAACCUGCAAGGAAUAAAUCUGCCUGAUGUCUUUAACGGUUCAGCCACCUCAGAGGACUUGUUCUGGAAGCUGGACGCCCUGCAGAUGUUCGUCCUGGACCUCCACUGGCCGGAACCCGAGUUCGCCAAACAUCUGGAGCAGAGACUCAAACUGAUGGCGAGCGACAUGAUGGAGGCCUGCGUCAAGAGAACAAAAUCUGCGUUUGAUUCCAAAAUGCAGAAAACGAGCAAGACGACAGACUUCCGGGUUCCUCUGUCGAUCUGCACCAUGUUCAACGUGCUGAUGGACGCCAAGAAGCAGUGCUCCAAACUCUGCGUGCUGGACACCGGGCAGGAGAUUGACAAACAAUGGCAACAGUACCACUCCAAAAUCGACGUCCUCAUAGACGACGCGUUCAAAGAAAUGGUUUCCUCCCUCGUCGCGCGGUUUGCUGCUGGUCUGGACAGCGUCCUCUCCAAACUCUCCAGAUACGAUGAAGGAACCUUCUUCUCCUCCAUCCUCUCCUUCACAAAACCGGGGAUGGAUCUGGCCGACACGUACAUCACCUUCGUACGGCAGAACCAGGACAUCCUUCGAGACCGGGUCCAGGAGGAGCAGUACAUCGAGAAGGUGUUUGAU